This is a messenger RNA of Boeremia exigua, 768 nucleotides long. Its product is annotated as Isochorismatase-like protein. The record is from RefSeq and is a predicted model, not a curated record. Bases 1 to 768 code for a protein of 255 amino acids. The transcript has a single exon. NCBI's taxonomy places the organism in Eukaryota, Fungi, Ascomycota, Dothideomycetes, Pleosporales, Didymellaceae.
AUGGCUCCGCACGAAAAUAGCGACCACGACAGCUACGUGAGGUCGGGCUUCGCUGGAACAGUCGGCUGGGGAAACAAACCUGCGCUCUUACUCGUCGAUGUCUGCAAUGCGUACUGGAGUAAAGGCAGCCCUCUGGACACCAGCGAGAAUCCGGCUUCGGCGGCUGCACCUGCCUCGAUUGCGAAACUCGUUGACGCCGCCCGCAAGGGCCAGGUACCUCUGAUUUGGACCCGGGUCGAGUACACAGAGCCUGAUAUGUCGGAUGCAGGCAUAUUCUACUGCAAAGCGCCGCUGCUGAAAGUUUUUCUGAAAGGAAACGAGACCGGCUUGGAGAGCUGGGUGCCUGGUUUAGAGCCUAGAGACGGCGAACUCAUUGUCUCCAAACGGUAUCCCAGUGCAUUCUUCGCCACAGAUCUCAGUACGCGCCUGCAGUUGAAAGGUGUCGAUACACUGGUGAUCUGCGGCGUCAGUACAAGUGGUUGUGUGCGAGCGACUACUCUGGAUGCAAUGUGUCUAGGUUAUCGUCCCAUUGUAGGCCUUGGCAUUCGAAAUUUUGAAUCAGGCUCACCACCGCACAGGUCGUCAGUGAGGCUUGCGGAGAUCGGUCCAAAGCGGUACACGAUGCGAAUGUCUUCGAUAUCCAGGCGAAAAUGGCAGAUGUGGUGUCUGAAAGUGAGGCCGCAGAAAAGCUUAAAGCUGGCUGGAUAUAACAGAUAUGUCGUUAACAUCCCGAUUUACUCCGAAACGUGUAAUUCACGCAGUCAUUAA